This is a messenger RNA of Impatiens glandulifera, 1360 nucleotides long. RefSeq names its product soluble inorganic pyrophosphatase 6, chloroplastic-like. Lineage: Eukaryota; Viridiplantae; Streptophyta; Magnoliopsida; Ericales; Balsaminaceae. Bases 88 to 639 code for a protein of 183 amino acids. The transcript is spliced from 4 exons. Gene Ontology annotation, biological process: phosphate-containing compound metabolic process. Gene Ontology annotation, molecular function: magnesium ion binding; inorganic diphosphate phosphatase activity. The record is from RefSeq and is a predicted model, not a curated record. Gene Ontology annotation, cellular component: cytoplasm.
CACUUCUUGUCUCAGUCUGUGGCUUAGUUUUUCUCUCUCUCUCUCUCUCAUACUCCUUCGUAAUCUCGUAUCAUCGUAUCAUCUCCAAUGGCGGCGGCGGCUAGAGUUCUAACGACGGCGGCGGCAACGGGCAAUUCCGCUCUGUCCUCUUCCUUCCUCUUCAGAAGCCCAUUUCUGAGAUCUCACGGAGCAGCUAAUCUCAGCAUCAACAAUUCUAAAAAGAACAAGUACGAGGCUAGAAGAAAUCUGCUCACUUGCCGUGCCAUAUACAAUCCUGAGGUUCUUCAGAUCAAAGAAGACGGUCAACCCGAAACCCUUGAUUACCGAGUGUUCUUCCAAGACCAGUCUGGCAAAAAUAUAUCCCCUUGGCAUGAUAUACCAUUGCAUUUAGGCGAUGGUGUUUAUAACUUUAUAGUUGAGAUUCCAAAGGAGUCUAGUGCCAAGAUGGAAGUUGCUACAGAUGAGGUCUUCACUCCCAUUAAGCAGGAUACGAAGAAGGGGAAGCUUCGAUACUACCCAUAUAAUAUUAAUUGGAACUAUGGAUUGCUUCCACAAACAUGGGAAGACCCUUCUCUUGCAAACCAUGAAAUUGAAGGGGCAUUUGGCGAUAAUGAUCCAGGUUUUUCAAAUGAAGAAUGAAGAUCACCUUUUUCCUUAAAAAAAAGUAUUGUUAUUAUUAUGAUCAUUGAAAUUUUUACUUUGAUUCUUGAAGUUGAUGGUUGUUGCGAUUGGGGAUGGCGUGGAAAGAUUGGUCAGAUAAUGAAAGUGAAACCUUUAGCUGCUUUGGCCAUGAUUGAUGAAGGAGAACUCGAUUGGAAAAUUGUUGCUAUUUCUGUGGAUGCCCUCUGGGCUUCACUUGUUAAUGACAUUGAUGAUGUUGAGAACAUUCCCGGUAUGUUCUUAAAAGGGAUACAUUUUUCUUGUCUCAUUGUGUUUUUACUUUUUCUAAACAGGCUUAUGUUUGUUUUUUUUAACAUGAUAGGGCACUCUUACUGCAAUAAGGGAUUGGUUUAGAGACUACAAGAUCCCAGAUGGAAAGCCUGCUAACAGAUUUGGUCUUGACAACAGGCAAGCCAACAAGGCUUAUGCGCUCAAGGUUAUAGCCGAGACAAAUGAAUCAUGGGCUAAACUUGUCAAGAGAUCUAUUCCAGCUGGAGAGUUGUCGCUUGCAUAAAACGAUUUAUUGGUAUAGAAGUGGGGAAUUUCUGUACUAGUUGCUUUGUUACAUGUGAGUAUUCAUUUAGAACUGCUGUUAAACAGCAAGUUUUCUUUCCAACUAUUUGUCUAUUGGCUGCUGGAAUUCACUAUAAAAUUGCAUUGUUUAAAGUUUAAGUAAGUGAGAUUGACAAAGUGUUUAGCU